Cryptotermes secundus is the source of this 1650-nucleotide messenger RNA. Its product is annotated as U-scoloptoxin(19)-Sm1a. The coding region runs from base 22 to 384 and encodes 120 amino acids. The transcript has 3 exons. Lineage: Eukaryota; Metazoa; Arthropoda; Insecta; Blattodea; Kalotermitidae. The record is from RefSeq and is a predicted model, not a curated record.
GCCGAGGAACAAGCUGACGUCAUGGCCCUGACAACCAGUUGCGUUGCUUUGGCCAUCACUAUAGCCUCAACUCUAGCAGCUCCACCAGUGGAAGUAGAGGGUUUGCCUGCGAAGAUCGAACUGGAAGAACCGUGUUCUCGUGCGGGUGGGAUAUGCCUUCAAGAGAAAGAGUGUCCUACCGGUCGUCUUAACGCCGAAAGAGGACUCUGCCCUCUGCAACAAGAAGCAGGAGUUGAGUGUUGCCAUGGUCUUUCGGUCCUGGAGAGGCGCUGCAGGAAGCGCGGUGGAGAGUGCGCUCCCAAGACCCGGUGCGGCCGUCAACUUUGGGACGAUCUUGCGCAGGACUGCAGUCAGAACGAAGCGUGCUGCAUUCUGGUGGAAUAGCAUCGCAUUAUUCAACCUUAGGGUCUUAAUACUUCAUUUGCCAACAAUGGAGACCGGAAAGACAAGACAUCCUGAUAACAAACACAGCGUAAUUAACCUUUUCACUGCUGCUGGCAGCUGUGAAUUAGCUAACGUUCAUCUCAUUUUCAUUAAUUUAUAGUCACUGAAAUAUUUCAUGCUUGAAUACAUAGACUCAUUACGUUAGAAGAAGCGUACCCCUGUUUUACUAGUGAGCUAACCCGUUAGUUUCCAACGUGCGAUCUAGUACCAAGGAGCUGAAAAUAUUCACACACAGGCCAUAUACACCUCCUGGCAGGAGCCUAGUUCACCUCUCACAUGGAAGAAUAUAGCUUAGUAGGUCAAUAUUAGAAAACAAAGCAUGAUUUAUAGUUUUCAGGGCGACUAUAUGUGAUGAAGUCUUCAUAACAUGAAAGCCAAGAUUAUUUGUCACAAAGCUCUUCAAUCAGCCAACAGCAGAUAUUGUGUUGGGAUUAAUUAUUACAGAUUUCAUACAAUAUUGUUUAUUGUAAUUAUGAAAUCGAAGUGACAAUUUAGGUAAAGAAUUAUCCUUAUGAUUUCGUUAGCAUUCUAAUUUCAUGUCAUGUUUUUCAAACAAACUCUUCGUCAUAUGAUUAGGUAAUGUAUCCGUCAACACAACAAGGAAAAUGGUAUCACAAUUAAAAUCAACAUCUCAUAGAUUAAAUUUUAUUAUUUACCGCUACACGUUUCGGUCCUCACGGGACCAUCAUCAGGCAGUGUGUAUAAUAAGCACGAUAAAGUUAAUUGAAAUCCCAACAUGGAGCCAUAUUGUAGUGCAACUCGUCCCUAAUGUAAAUGGUGCAAAAGUUGCAUAAAAUUGUGCCUUAUGUUAUGAUGAAAAUUACAAUAUAGAAAAAUAUUAGAAAUAUUAGAGUAUACAAUAAUUUGUAUUUAAAAUAUUAUUGGAGGGAAUUAAAGGGUGUUAUAUAUUACGAAUAUAUGGUUUUAUAAUACGAAUAAAGAGUUAUAUAUUUACGAGUAAUAUAAAUAAAAAUGUUGAAGUCAUUGAAAAUAUUUAAAAUGCGUCCCAAAUUUUGUGAAAAUUAAAAAAAUGUAAUCUUUUUAUGUAAUAUUGAUGUAUUUGCUACGAUACUAAAAUAGGUUUGUCACUUGUCUAAUGAAAGCUUUUAUGUUGCGGUUUCAAGGGUCUCUCUUACCAGUAUGUAUAUGCCAUUCAAAUCAUAUCGGUGAUUUUGUAAGAAACCUAACUUUGCUUCCAUAAUAAAA